Molecule: messenger RNA, 1005 nt
Organism: Baudoinia panamericana UAMH 10762
Lineage: Eukaryota; Fungi; Ascomycota; Dothideomycetes; Mycosphaerellales; Teratosphaeriaceae
Exons: 1
Biological process (GO): cellular response to pH
Cellular component (GO): plasma membrane
Source: RefSeq, a predicted model, not a curated record
AUGCCGCAAUAUGCAACGCUUACCGCGCGACAGCUAUGGAACUUCCCAACUCAGACCAGCUCAACUCACUACAUCCAUUGCACCCCUUUCACUCUUCCCGUCAACGGGAUACUGUCCCUUGCGUCCGACUCCGUGAUCACGCUUACCACCAACGCCGUUUUCCAACCUGAAUGCACAGGCCGAACCAACGAAGGUAUCUCAUCUAUUGGCGGCGUGAAGGAUCCCUUCUACGCCUCAACCACUCCGCAGACGUACGUCAUAGCGGCGACGACGGUCAUAGCAUGGAUACUCAUGGUAAUGCUCGUCAUUACGCCGCGGACCAGUUUCAUUGGGAGUACCGGCACAAACAGCGGCUUCGGUGGCGGGCAUGGCAUAAUUGGUGGUGCUAGCGGAGGAGGCUCCAGUCUCAUUGGUGUUGGCUCACGACCAUGGCUGCAGAAAGUGGCGACGUUGACUGUGGCCAUAUCAUUGACCAUAGCGACAGCGGAUACCUUCAGAACGGCACAGCAUCAGUACGAGAAUGGCUUUCUGGAUGCGAGUGCUCUACGCGACGAAGUUCUGGGCUCCCAGGAAGUGCGUGUGACGCGGGCCAUAUCCGACGUCUUUCUCUGGCUUGCGCAGGUGCAGACACUAAUCCGACUGUUUCCACGCCACAAGGAGAAAGUGUUGAUUAAGUGGAUCGGCUUUGCGCUUAUCAUAUUCGAUUCCGUCUUCUCCUGCUUAAACUCAUUUCUGAUCGGCAGUACGAGUCGGCCUGGUCAUUUCGUGGAUGCUAUACCGGCUCUGUCUUACCUCUUCGAGCUUGCACUGAGCUUACUUUACGCAGCAUGGGUGAUUUACUAUGCUUUGACAAAGCGCCGCUAUGCGUUCUAUCAUCCCAGAAUGAAGAGUAUAUGCGUCAUUGCACUGCUUUCACUCAUUGCAGUCCUUACGCCUGUCGUGUUCUUCGUCACUGAUGUCUCGAACCAAGAUGUGGCAGGCUGGGGUGACUAUUUCCGCUGGGUU